CACCCAACAAAAGAAAAAAGAGUUUCCCCCAAAACCCUAAGGCUUCAGAUCCCCAGUGUGUUCUUUGUUUGUUUUCAAUUUCUGUCUUCGCCAUUUCUCCCUCUAAUUUAUGGGCGGUUUUCACGGAACCGACUCGGCGAGAGCUUCGAUGGAGUCGGUGCAGAGGUCAGAACGUGUUCCUGAGUCGAACGAACCCCAUCUCUCGGGAACAUGCGGCGAUUCCGUCGACGGUGGCAUUGAUGUCUCCGUCGUGCCUCGGGAACCGUCUUCGGCUGUUAGCGGAGGAGGUGGAGGAGAAGGCGGGGCUGUAAAUUCCGGGGCGGAGGUCAGUCAUUCGGUUGACGAUGGCGCUGUCUUGGAGGUCGUGCCUCUGGAGCCCUCGACGGAGAUUGGUGAGGGUGUUCGAGAAGGUGAAGGCGCGAGUAUAAGUUCCAUCCCGGAGGUUAGUGAUUCGGUUUACGGUGGUCCUACCGUGGAGAUUGUGCCUAUGGAACCAUCGUCGGCCAUCAACAUGACGUGGAACCAUCAUGUUGAUGGUGGCUCUACUGUGAAUGUCGUGCAAUUCGAACCGUGUCCAAGGAUUGGUGAGGGAGGGGAAGGAGGAGUUGCUGCCACAAUUGUUCGAGAGGGUAAUUCGGUUGCUGAGAUGAACGACUCACGGUUUGUUGGAGGGGAAAUGGACGUAGAAGCGGCUAAUUUGCCAAACUUUGAUCGGGAAAAGGAUUCUGUUUGCAGAGACAGACAGGAGAAAAAGAAUGAAUUUUCUGAAAAAGAUGAGCCGCUGCCGUUUCCAGUCCUUAGACAAGAAGGUGGAAAGAAGAGAGAAGAGGGCCAAGAGGAGAUGGACGGCAGAAUUGCGGCUGAUGAUGAGGGUAAUGGAGUGGCAGAGGGCCAGAUAGGUCCGAUAACAGGGUCAGAUGAGACAAAUGCUGUAGCUGCGAUGGAGGAGGAAGAUCCAGGGCAGGUUGCCUCCUUGGCAGAUAUUGUUGACGAGGGAGAGAUUCCUGAUGAUAAAGAGCUAGCUAGCAUUACUGGGUCUACGGAAAUUCUUCAGCAGGAUAAAGGUUUAGGAGAUAGUGCCUGCGAGAUAAGAAGCCAAUUGGAAGAGAAAGAGCCAUCACAAGAGUCACAUGAUGAAGAAGUUAAGGAUUUAACAGAUGGAGAUGAAAGAGAAGAGACAGAUGUCAAAGAAAAUGCUAUGGAUGGUCAGAGUAUUCAUAGAGCUGAGACUGAGAUUAGGGAAAGGGAAGGGGAAGAAAAGAAGACUGAUGCUGUGGAGAGAGAAGAGGAGCCUAUGUUGGAGAUUGAAACUAAGCCUCAGGAGGAUGACACAGCAGCAGCUGAGGCUGCAGAGACUGAGACUGGGGAAAGAGGAGAGGAAGAACAACAGGGAGUUGGCAGGAAGAGAGAAGAUGUGAAUAUGUUGGGUACCCAACCUAGACCUCAAGAGAUGGACAUUGUACCUGGGGAGGCUGCAGAAAAAAAUGUUCUGGUGGGUCAAUUGUCAACUGAUGUUGCCCAGUUUGCUGGAGGAGAAGGAAACAAUCAGGAGACUGUUGUGGUUGUUGCGGAGAAUAUGGUUGUGAAGGAUCUUGAAGCUGGUGAAUCGGUCAGACAUGUUUCUGAAUCCACUGAAGAAGUAGAAACUAAUGCUGAAAAUGUGGCAGAUAUGGAGAAAGAAGGGAAUGUGAUCGGUGGUGUUGAAGUAGCAGCACAGAUGGUAAAUACAGAAGAAGUAGUAGAAGCAUCUGAAAAAGUGACUGAAGUAGGGGAAACUAAGAGUACUCAAGUUGAGGAAAAAACUGAUGUAAGGACUGAACAUGAAGUUGAAUUUCAGAAGGAAGCUGAUGAGCCCAAAGAUAUGGAAACACAGGGAGACUCUUCUGUAGCUGAUAUAGUUGAGGACAGGGAGAACCGUGAGGAUACUGAAAUGACAGAGACACCGGAGGAGACCAUGAUGGCCGAGACAGGAGAGGAAGGAGAGGAUGUUGAGGAAGAAAAUAAGAGCACUGGAGCAAAGAGGAGGCAGGGGAGAAAUGCAAAACAGCUGAAAGGGUCGGCAAAGAAGAAAGAGGAAGAUGUUUGCUUCAUUUGCUUCGAUGGUGGUGAUCUUGUCCUUUGCGAUCGCAGGGGUUGCCCAAAAGCUUACCACCCUUCUUGUGUUGGUCGAGAUGAGGCUUUCUUCCAUUCAAAGGGUAAAUGGAACUGUGGAUGGCACCUGUGUAGUAAAUGUGAGAAAACUGCGACCUACCUGUGUUACACAUGCACGUUUUCUUUAUGCAAGGGGUGUGCCAAGGAUUCUGUCAUCUUUUGUGUAAGAGGCAAUAAGGGUUUGUGUGAAACAUGUAUGGACACAGUCAAGUUGAUAGAAAGCAAGGAGCAGGGGAAGAAGGAGCUGGCACAGCUGGAUUUUGAUGACAAAAGCAGCUGGGAGUAUCUUUUUAAGGAUUACUGGAUUGAUCUGAAAGCCCAACUAUCUAUAACUCAAGAGGAGCUUGAUCAGGCUAAAAGCCCUUGGAAAGGGCAUGGUACCCAAGCUACUAAACCAGAGACUACCAGCAAGAAUAAUUAUGCAAGUGAUGGAGGAUCAGAUUCCGAUAGCCCUCCAAAAAGGAGGAAGACAAGGAGACAAUCGAAGUCUGGUGGACAAAUCUUAUCAGGUAAUGAUAAAAGUUCAUCUGGUGAAAAUGUUGACUGGGCUUCCAAGGAACUCUUGGAUGUUGUUGUGCACAUGAGGCAUGGGGACAGAUCCUUCUUACCUCAGUCAGAAGUACAUAGUCUCCUACUAGACUAUAUAAAGAGAUACAAUCUUCGUGACCCUCGUCGGAAAAGCCAAGUCAUUUGUGACUCCAGGCUUCAGAAUCUGUUCGGAAAAUCACACGUGGGGCACUUUGAGAUGUUAAAUCUCCUCGAUUCUCAUUUUCUUAUCAAGAAGGAAUCUCAUGCAGAGGACGUUCAAAGUACCGUAGUUGAUACAGAAGCUGAUCAUGUUGAUGCUGAUGAAAGCUUGGAUUACCCGACAAAAACUGGAAAGGAUAAGAAACGCAAAACUCGCAGAAAGGGUGGCAGUAGGGGACAACAGUCUAAUCUGGAUGAUUUUGCAGCAAUUGAUAUGCAUAACAUUAAUUUGAUAUACUUGAGGAGGAGCUUGGUGGAGGAUCUGCUUGAAGAUCCUUCAUCAUUCCAAGAAAAAGUGGUCGGUGCAUUUGUUAGGUUAAGAAUAUCUGGCAAUCAAAAGCAAGAUUUGUACCGAUUGGUUCAAGUUGCCGGUAAUGUUUUGCACCCGUGCCACUGAACCAAAUCUGCUGAACCAUAUAAGGUUGGCAAAAAAACAACUGACUUUGUACUCGAGAUAUUGAACCUGGACAAAACAGAAGUGAUAUCUAUUGACAUUAUAUCAAAUCAAGAUUUCACUGAGGAUGAAUGCAAACGUCUAAGGCAGAGCAUAAAGUGUGGAUUUAUUAGCAGGCUGACAGUGGGUGGUAUUCAAGAAAAAGCAAUUGCUUUGCAGGAAGUGAGAGUUAAAAAUUUGCUGGAAGGAGAGAUUGUGCGACUGAGUCAUUUGCGUGAUCGUGCCAGUGAUAUGGGCCGCAGAAAAGAGCUUCGAGAGUGUGUUGAGAAAUUGCAAGUGCUAAAGUCUCCAGAGGAACGCCAGCGGAGGUUAGAAGAAAUUCCAGAGAUACAUGUUGAUCCUAGUAUGGAUCCAGAUUGUGAAUCUGAGGAUGAAGAAGAAAAAGAAGAGAAGCAAAGAGAGAAAUAUCUCAGGCCUCGUAGCAGUAGCUUCAACAGAAGAGGACGGGAACCGAUAUCUCCAAGAACAGGAGGAUAUGGUUCGAGUUAUUCAUGGGGUGGCACAAAAACCAAUUCAAGCGGGAACCGUGAACUAAGCAAAAAUCUGUCUGGUAGAGGUUUUUCUAGUAGAGGGGAUAAUCCUGUCGGUGAAUCCGAAGAUAGAGCCAAUGAAAGUAUGUGGACUUCAGGCAGAGACAGAGAAUUGCAACAAUCUGCAAGCCCUGAGAAGCCAGGAUCUGUUUCUCGGAGUUCCCAUCAUGUUGGAACAGCAGAGUUGUCUCCUAGGGUAGGGUCAGAAAUUUCACCUGCACCUCUACCUACAUCUGUCCCUGAACCUGUUUCCCAGAUUAAUGAAUCGGAAAAGAUGUGGUAUUACAAGGACCCGUCGGGUAAAGUACAAGGACCUUUCUCGAUGGUGCAGCUCCGUAAAUGGAACAACACUGGAUACUUUCCCCUGUCUGUUGGAGGAAUGAAAUCUGACCCUGAAUUUGGUUCCAGUGGCAGGACUUCUCCAUCAACCCUUGAAAUUCCGAAGUCUCAGGAUAAUACUUGGGGUCCGAGGUCAGGUUCAGGCACAAACCUUCCGUCCCCUACUCCAAAUCAAACCAUGUCUCCAACCGCAGCAAGGAGACGGAGUUAUGAGAGCAGAUGGUCCCCGACUCCUGCUCAGGCGCCUGUCCAGUCGACUGUUCAGUUAGCAAACUCUUCUAUUCCACCAUCUGCCACAAAUCCAGUUUCCGCCAGGCCUGAUGUCCCAAUGACUCAUCUUGGUCCUGCUAUGGCUCUUCCAUCUCCGACACCGGGUGGCCUAAAUCAGGGCCGGGGAACCAUGCAGGCCGAGAAACUGGAUUCCAGUGGUUCUACUCAGAUUCCAUCUCAUGGUUACCGGGGCAAUGCUCCAUCUUCUUCCCAGAGUUCCUCCCCAUCUUUCAAUGCAGGAACUCCAGGUCUCUUCCCUGCACAGUUUCAAUCCGGUAUUCCUCCAUCUGAUUCAUGGAGGGUUCCAGUUCCGAUUCAACCAAACACUCAGGCACCUGUGCCACUGAACCUACCUUGGGGCAUGAAUGCAAUGAAUAGCAACGACCAAAACGCUCCACAAACGCAGGCUCCGGCGAUUCAAAGCAGUGGUUGGGGACAGAUGCCUGUAAAUCCGAACAUGGGAUGGAUGGGGACCCCGCAAGCCGGAGCAAACCCGAAUUGGGGAUCUUACAGUUGGGGAGGGCAACCGCAGGUGUAUCCUAAUCCCGGGUGGGGUAUGACAGGUCAAGCUCAAGCUCCAGUGAAUACUGGCUCGGGUAACGGACCGAAAACAGGCAACGGAAAUCCGAACUGGGGUUCGAUCAGCCAUGGCCCAACACCAGGUGGUGCUGCAGCAAUGUGGGGAAACAAACAGAACCAGAACGGAGGAGGAGAUAGUACUGCUGGUUAUGGUUGGAACAGAAACUUGAAUGGACAGAGAAUAUGCAAGUUCUUCAGAGAAAAUGGUUACUGUAGGAAAGGAGCAUCCUGCGAUUACAUCCAUAACUAA
Messenger RNA from Tarenaya hassleriana, 5320 nucleotides. Its product is annotated as zinc finger CCCH domain-containing protein 19-like. NCBI's taxonomy places the organism in Eukaryota, Viridiplantae, Streptophyta, Magnoliopsida, Brassicales, Cleomaceae. The record is from RefSeq and is a predicted model, not a curated record. Gene Ontology annotation, molecular function: metal ion binding; DNA binding; protein binding. The transcript has 11 exons.